Messenger RNA from Penicillium verhagenii, 5577 nucleotides. It is a transcript of the gene chsE, whose product is annotated as chitin synthase class Va. The record is from RefSeq and is a predicted model, not a curated record. The coding region runs from base 1 to 5577 and encodes 1858 amino acids. The transcript has 4 exons. Gene Ontology annotation, cellular component: cell septum; myosin complex; cell periphery. Gene Ontology annotation, molecular function: chitin synthase activity; cytoskeletal motor activity; ATP binding. NCBI's taxonomy places the organism in Eukaryota, Fungi, Ascomycota, Eurotiomycetes, Eurotiales, Aspergillaceae.
AUGGCGGGCAACUCGAGCAACGCUCCAGCCCACGCCCAAUCCUCUCUACCGUCCCUCCCCGCACAUCUCCAGUCCGAUACCCAUCUGACUGCUCAACUGGCCAGUCGAUUCCAUGUUGGUUUGCCUACCGCCCAUCUCUCCUCUCAAGCAUUGGUCGCUCUCAACACAUAUACAUCCGCUACCAAAGGUCCCGAUGGCACCAAAGAAGGAAGUGCAGCUGGAGAAGCGGAGGAUCUUGCCCGUCGAGCUUUCACUCGCUUAGGAGCUCGCGGAGAGAACCAAGCCGUGGUAUUUCUAGGCGAGAGCGGCUCAGGAAAAACCACCCUUCGCUCACAUCUACUAUCAUCUUUCCUGUCGUUUUCAUCAACUCCACUUUCCUCUAAACUAUCAUAUGCGGCUUUUGUUUUCGACACACUGACAACGACCAAAUCCGUGACGACUCCUACAGCUUCCAAGGCUGGUCUCUUCCUCGAAUUGCAAUACGAUGGCUCAUCUUCAGUCAACCCGACCUUGAUUGGUGGUAAAAUCAUCGACUAUCGAUUAGAACGGAGCCGUAUCUCCUCAGUGCCCACUGGUGAACGCAGUUUCCAUGCCCUCUACUAUCUUCUAGCCGGUACCAGUUCUGCUGAAAAGUCUCACCUGGGAUUUGACAAUCCAAUCAACAUUUCCACGGGGGCAGGCGCAAUCAGCCACAAGCGAUGGCGGUAUCUUGGUCACCCUACUCAGUUGAAAGUCGGCGUCAAUGAUACUGAGGGCUUCCAGCACUUCAAAACCGCUCUACGCAAGCUCGAAUUCUCUCGCGGAGAGAUUGCUGAGAUCUGUCAGAUUUUAGCUAGCAUUCUUCACAUCGGACAGCUCGAUUUUGUUUCUGGUCAAUCGACCGCUACAUAUGCCGAAGAAAGCGGUGGUUACUCUCAUGAAGGUGGUGAAACUGUAACCGUGGUCAAGAAUAAGGAUGUGCUUGACAAUGUGGCGGCAUUCCUGGGUCUCGGCGUUGAAGCUCUGGAGGUUAGCCUGGGUUACAAGACCAAGACUAUCCACCGGGAGCGUGUAACGGUUAUGCUGGAUCCCAAGGGCGCUCGACAGAAUGCUGAUGCGUUUGCCCGUACCAUCUACUCGCUUUUGGUCACCUAUGUGAUUGAAACCGUCAACCAGAAGAUCUGCGCCGCCGAGGAUAGUGUGGCAAACACCAUUUCAAUCGUUGAUUUCCCUGGAUUUGCUCAAGCUGCUGCGACUGGCUCCACAUUGGAUCAACUUCUUAGCAAUGCGGCCACGGAGUCUUUGUACAACUACUGCCUGCAGUCCUUCUUUGACCGAAAAGCCGAUGUAUUGGAUCGCGAAGAAAUUUCAGUUGCAGCAACAAGCUACUUCGACAACACCGAUACCGUGCGGGGUCUUUUGAAGCAUGGCAAUGGACUGUUGAGUAUCCUGGAUGACCAGACUCGCCGUGGUCGAUCAGACGGCCAAUUCUUGGAUAGUGUUCGCAGACGGUUCGAAGGUAAAAACCCGGCAAUCUCUGUGGGCGAUUCCCAUGCUACUGGCUAUAUGUCUCAAACCCGGAGCGCAUUUACCGUCAAACACUUUGCAGGUGAAGUGGACUACUCUACAACUGGCCUGAUUGAAGAGAAUGGUGAGGUGAUCUCUGGAGAUUUGAUGAAUCUGAUGAAGUCUACCCGGAGUGACUUCGUUCGGGAGCUCUUUGGCCAAGAAGCGUUGCAGACUAUCUCCCACCCCCGGGAGAAGACUGCGAUCAUGCAAGCUCAAGUAUCCUCUAAACCCCUGCGGAUGCCAAGCAUGGCCAGGCGCAAGGUCAACCAACAGUCGCGCCUUGCAGCAACUCCCGAAGACGUUUUUGGUGCGGAGACUGAAGAAGUUGAAGAUAACGAUAGUCAAGAAACAAGUUCCAAGCGCGGCACGUCUAGCCGACGGGGUGGUCUUACCACUGGUCCAGCACAAGGAGCGGCCGGCCAAUUCCUCUCGGGGCUGGAGAUUAUCAACAAAUGUCUGAGUUCGCCAAACCUGAAUCCCUACUUUGUGAUCUGCCUCAAGCCCAACGAUCGCCGCAUUGCAAAUCAAUUCGACAGCAAAUGUGUGCGUAUGCAAGUGCAAACCUUUGGUAUCGCGGAGAUCAGUCAGCGGUUGAGAAAUUCCGAUUUCAGCGUUUUUCUCCCCUUUGCCGAAUUCCUUGGGCUGGCUGAAAUUGGCAAUGUUGUUGUCGGAAGUGACAAAGAAAAGUCAGAAGUCAUCUUGGAUGAACGACGAUGGCCUGGCAACGAAGCCCGCGUUGGCAGCACUGGUGUCUUCUUGAGUGAACGCUGCUGGGCGGACCUUGCCAAGGUCGGGGAGCGUGUGGUUCCGUCGUAUAAGAUUGGUGGAGCUGAAUCUGGCGAAGGGGGUUUCAAUUCUGCUACUGGAACUCCGGAUGCCAAAGUCCGUCUCCUCAAUCCAAACGACCAGUCUCCUGGUGCCUAUAUCUACGGAGACGAAACGAAGCAAGGUUACUUCGGAAGCCGUGAGAUGGAUGGCCGUUCCGAUGCUGGAGGCUCCGCCUUCAACUCUGGCGAUAUGUUCCGGAACCUUGAGACCCGAGAGCAGAUGUUGCAGAAAGGCAACGAAAAGAACAUGGAGGAGGUAGAUGAACUACCUGUCUCGGGCUCCCGCAAGCGUUGGAUGUUCUUAGUCUAUAUGCUUACCUUCUACAUUCCUGACUUCCUUAUCAAGUGGGUCGGCCGUAUGAAGCGUAAGGAGGUGCGUGUGGCUUGGCGUGAAAAAUUGGCCAUUAACAUGCUCAUCUGGUUCGCCUGUGGCUGUGCCGUCUUCAUGAUUGUUGGCUUCCCUGGAGUAGUCUGUCCAACACAGCAUGUCUACUCCAAGGGAGAACUCUCAACUCACAAUGGUAAAAAGGGUGAAACAUCCUUCAUUGCGAUAUCGGGUGUUGUGUUCGGCCUUGGCGAGUUCAUGCCUUCCCAUUACCCUAGUAUCGUUCCCGAAUCGUCCCUUAAGACUUAUGCCGGUACCGACGCCAGCGAUCUUUUCCCUAUACAAGUUUCAGCCUUGUGUCAGGGAGUGAACGGCAGUGUGGACCCUAGUGUGCCAUUGGACUAUCGAUCGAACUUGAAUGAAUCCAGCUCAUCCACGGCCACUGGUACGAAUGCCAAUGCCAAGUACCACGACUUCCGCUACUGGGUCACGGGUGAUUACCGUCCGGAUUGGUACUAUGAGCAAAUGGUCAUGUUGAGAUCAAGCUACAAGAAAGGUUGGGUCGGCUAUACUGCUGCCUACAUGAAGGAUCUAGCGGACAACGACGACAAGCAGAUUGUGAGCAUCGAUGGGAAAAUCUACGACAUGACCUACUAUAUCGCAGGUCCUCGAAUUCCCCGUUUCCCCACCGGAGUGAAUAAAUCUACCAGUGAUAUCGAUACCGACUACAUGAGCCCUUACAUCACUACUUUGGUUCAGGAGAAAUCCGGCCAGGAUGUCACCAAGUAUUGGAACGACCUUCCCUUCGAUACUGCAUUGCGAGCACGGAUGCAAUUGUGCAUGGACAACCUGUUCUUUGUCGGACAUCUCGAUACUCGAAACUCCCCACAGUGUCUAUUUGCGCGUUAUUUCAUUUUGGCUAUCUCGAUUCUGAUUUGCACAGUCAUCCUUGUCAAAUUCCUUGCUGCCCUGCAGUUCGGAAAGAAGAAUUUGCCUGAGAACUUGGAUAAAUUCAUCAUUUGUCAAGUACCGGCUUAUACUGAAGACGAAGACUCACUGCGUCGUGCCAUCGAUUCUAUGGCCCGUAUGAAAUAUGAUGACAAGCGUAAACUGUUGUUGAUCAUCUGUGACGGUAUGAUCAUUGGUCAAGGCAAUGACAGACCUACUCCUCGAAUCGUGUUGGAUAUUCUAGGUGUUCCUGAAACCCUGGAUCCAGAGCCUCUCAGCUUCGAGAGUCUGGGUGAGGGAAUGAAGCAGCACAACAUGGCAAAGGUUUACUCUGGCCUCUACGAGGUUCAAGGUCAUAUCGUCCCAUUCUUGGUUGUGGUCAAGAUUGGCAAACCCUCCGAGGUGUCUCGCCCUGGUAAUCGUGGUAAGCGUGAUUCCCAGAUGGUGCUCAUGCGAUUCCUGAACCGGGUUCACUACAAUCUACCCAUGAGUCCCAUGGAGCUUGAGAUGCAUCACCAGAUCCGAAAUAUUAUCGGUGUCAAUCCAACGUUCUAUGAGUUCAUCUUACAAGUCGACGCCGAUACAGUGGUAGCACCUGAUGCUGGUACCCGCUUCGUUUCGUCUUUCUUAUCUGAUACACGACUCAUCGGUGUUUGCGGAGAAACUUCCUUGUCUAAUGCCAAGACAUCGAUUGUUACCAUGAUCCAGGUUUACGAGUACUAUAUUUCCCACAAUCUGACCAAGGCAUUCGAAAGUCUUUUCGGGUCAGUUACUUGCUUGCCCGGUUGUUUCACCAUGUACCGUAUCCGUUCUUCGGAAAGCGGCAAACCACUGUUCGUCAGCAAGGAUAUCGUUGAGUCCUAUGCGGAGAUUCGUGUGGACACCCUCCACAUGAAGAACUUGCUUCACCUGGGUGAGGAUCGAUACCUGACCACGCUGCUCUUGAAGCAUCAUCCAAGCUUCAAAACCAAGUAUAUCUUCCGUGCUCAUGCCUGGACCGUGGCUCCGGAGAGCUUUGCUGUUUUCCUGUCGCAACGUCGCCGAUGGAUUAACUCGACUGUGCACAACUUGAUUGAGCUGAUUCCAUUGCAACAGCUUUGUGGAUUCUGCUGUUUCAGUAUGCGGUUCAUUGUCUUUGUUGAUCUGCUGAGUACCGUUAUCCAGCCAGUCACGGUCGCCUAUCUAGUGUACCUGAUUGUCUACAUUAUCCGAAACACCUCAGCGAUUCCAGUAACGUCAUUGAUUCUUCUUGGUGUGAUCUACGGUCUACAAGCAUUCAUUUUCAUUGUUCGACGCAAGUGGGAGAUGAUCGGUUGGAUGUUCAUUUACCUCCUUGCCAUUCCCAUCUUCACUCUUGCUCUCCCUCUGUACUCUUUCUGGAACAUGGAUGACUUCAGUUGGGGUACCACCCGUGUCAUCACUGGAGAGAAGGGCCGCAAGGUUAUCAUCUCCGACGAAGGCAAAUUCGACCCCGAAUCCAUCCCCAAGAAGCGCUGGGAGGAUUACCAGGUCGAGUUGUGGGAAGCCCAGACCUCUCGCGACGAUCGAUCCGAGAUCUCGGGUGUUUCUUACGGAACCAAAGCACAUGGUUUCCCGACUCCUCAUUCCGAGUAUGGAUUCCCCGGUUCUCGACCUGCUUCACAGCUAGAUCUGCCCCUCCUCCACGGCGGCUCGCGUCUUUCUGUCGCGCCGUCUGAGAUGCUUAGCCGCCACAUGGACAUGGAUAUGAGCAUGGAGGACUUGAGCCACCUGCCCAGUGACGAUUCCCUCUUGGCUGAGAUUCGAGAGAUUCUGCGCACGGCCGACUUGAUGAGUGUCACGAAGAAGAGUAUCAAGCAAGAGCUUGAACGACGAUUCGGCGUGAAUCUGGAUCUCAAGCGGCCAUACAUCAAUUCUGCCACCGAGGCCGUCCUUUCUGGUCUUCUAUAA